AUGAAUAAAGAAGUGUGUGAAAAGUUUAAGAGUAUAUGGGACUUUUUUUCCGAUACAUUGGAUGAAGGAGAAUAUAAAUUUAAAGAAAAAAAUUUCUUAGAUAGUUAUUGUAAUAAUUAUAAAUGUGAAGGUGAUCUCGAUAAAAUUAAUGCCGGAUUUUAUUUUUUGCUUAAUCAAUUCUUUUGGAGUUCUGAGUCAUCGUAUAAUGUGCAAAAUAAUAUAAAUGUUGUUGAUUAUAUUAUUAUAUGGUUAAGUUAUAUGUUAAACCUAAAGAGUACUCAAGAUGAUACCAUUACCAAUCUAAAUAAUUUUUAUAAAGUAUAUAUAGAAAAUCACCAAAGGUAUAAAAGUUUCAUUGAGGUUAUAAAUAAAAAAAAAAAAUUGAUGAAUAUUUCUAAUGAUAAAGUGUCUAAACUUUAUAAUUUAUUUAAAAUUUUAUGUGAAAUGUAUACUAAAAUUGAUGAAAACAAGAAAAAAUGCAAUAACUAUUUGAACGAUAAUAAUGAAUUUCUUGAUGAAUAUCGAAAACUCCUUACUGAUAGUGAUACUGAUAAUGGAAAUAGUUACUAUAAUCAAAUAUUGUCUACUUUAUCAACUAAUUAUGAUAAAUUAAAAAACGAAUGUAAAAAGAUUUCUUCCUCUCAACCGAAAGAAGCAGAACAAAUUCUUGCACAAAGUUCUGAAGAUACAUCAUCAAGUUCGUCGAUAGGAAACAAAUUAAUUUCAGUUUUAUCAAUAUUUGGUGCAAUAGGAUUUCUUUUGGGAAUUUCUUAUAAGUAUUCGCUAUUUGGAUUUCGGAAGCGAGCUCAAAAACAAUAUAUAAGAGAAAAAAUAAAAAAUAUAAAGAAGAAAAUAAAUCAUUAA
Plasmodium yoelii is the source of this 864-nucleotide messenger RNA. Its product is annotated as PIR protein. The record is from RefSeq and is a predicted model, not a curated record. NCBI's taxonomy places the organism in Eukaryota, Apicomplexa, Aconoidasida, Haemosporida, Plasmodiidae. Bases 1 to 864 code for a protein of 287 amino acids. The transcript has 3 exons.